CAUUGCCAAGAACACUGAACAAGAAGAAGUGUUUGCACAGGGAUGCUGCCAAGAUAGAAAAACCCUGUAAAGAAAGAAGGAGAGUGCUUGAGCAGAAGGAGCGUAUUCUCUGCAGGUGCCUCUGCCCACCACACCAAGCAUAACGCCACCAGGAAGAUCCCCACCUGCAAACUAGGCCAGCUUCCCCAAGAGAGAGCAGGCCUCCUCGUCGCCUUCAUCAUGAACUGGCACAUGAUAAUCUCUGUGCUUAUCACAGUGGUGCUUAAAACUGUUGGAAUGACUUUAUUUCUGCUUUAUUUCCCACAGAUUUUUGGCGGAAGUCAAGUCAACUUCCUUCCCACAGAGAGCUAUGGAACAGUUCCACAGACUAUCGGGAGCAGUAAUGUCAGCAUAGUUCCCACAGAGAGCUCUGGCACAGCUUGCUCCAGAGGGUGGUAUUUUUAUCAAAGAAGAUGCUUUUUGCUGUCCCCUUUUGAACUGUCCUGGAACAAAAGCAGAGACUUUUGCAAAACAGAAGGAUCCACUUUGGCCAUUGUCGACACAGCAGAGAAACUGAAAUUUCUCCAGGACAAAACUGGUGCUGAGAAGUAUUUUAUUGGCUUAUACCAGCAAGCAAAGAACAGAUGGCGUUGGAUUGAUAACUCCAUAUUCAACGGCAACGUUACCAAUCAGCACCAGAAUUUCAACUGUGUGACUAUAGGCCUAACAAAGGCAUACGAUGCUGCAUCCUGUGACAUCAGCUUCCGCUGGAUCUGUGAGAAGGCAGCCAUAUGACUGCAGUUCUCUGUGGCCUCUGACAAGAACAACGAAUACACUUUUGGAGAAAGCAAGAAUAAUAUAAUUGGGAUUGGUAUAGGAAAUGCAGAAUACCAAAUUAGUGCAUCUCCAUCUUCCACAGGUCACUGACAGAGCUCCCUAACAAAUCCUUGGGGCUAGUGCUCCACAGCCCCUCCACAAAUACACUCACAUACACACAACAGAGGCAAACUCCCCAUUCUGGGCUAGCAACACCCCAGAGACUCCCCUUCCUUUGUUCACAAGUUCCCCCAACCCCACCUACCCCAGGUGGGAUAGGAGAGGCCCUCCUCAGUCUGAAUUGAGGCCAGGCCUAGGGAAGAGUUCUGGGAGCCAAGCUUGGAGCAGAGAAAGCAUUGUUCACAGGAAUGGACAGGGGCCUGGCCAGGGCAGGAAUCUCCCAGAGAAUCCCUUUAAAAAUAACCAGACAGCCGGGGACAAAGCAAACUGAUCAAUGUUUUUCAACAAAGCCCUGAAGAGAUACUCAGGCUUAAAUUUUCCUGGUCUUGACCUGAAUCUUCAUUUUAGUAGAUUUCUAUUACCUGACCAUGCUUUUUGAAUGUAUUUUAAGAAUUUAUAAUAGUCUCCUGGGUUCUAGUGGUCACAAAAUAUUCCUACCUGCAGUUUAGAGAGACCCUGCUACCAGGUACAGCCUCGUGACCCAAAGAUGUCACAGCCUUAAAGUGACCGGCAUCACACCAACCUAGAACUGGUCCAGUUGACCAAGGAGUAAAAAAGAGGAGGACUGCUCAAGGAAACAUAGGGUAUAGACAAGAAGUAGACAUAUAGUAGAGAGGAAACACCAGGGACAAACAGAAAUCACAUGCAGGAGGAAACAGAGUUCAUUUGGUCAUACUGGAAGAAAGGAAAGAAAAAGGCAGAAAAGUCUUCGGGCAUCCUGACUAUUCUCUGCACUUGCAACAAAACAUCAGCCACAUACCCUCCUCAGUAAAUGGAAAGGAAAAAAGAAAUACCUGUGUAUUUGGAGUAACAAGAAUUAAUCCAUAAGGGAAGACUGUAUUAAACUAAUGGAAAUUACAGUCACCUAAGUAAACUGCUCACCAUUUGUGUCUAAUAACAACAUACUACAAUGACUGUGUAUAUCAUCAGUUGGAUGCUGAAGAAAAUUAUUGUCUUAUUGUCGGUUAUAAUACUAAGCUCUGUUCCUAUAUUCCUAGGCUUCAUAAUCUUUGUCCAAUUACUAUGGCCACUUAUAAUUUAAAAAAAUGAGAUAAUGCAUUAAGUGUUAGAAGUUGCUUGAAGGAGGUUACCAGAAAUAAUUUGUGUUUGGGGUGGAGUGGCUGUGGUGUUAGCAAAGAAUAAAUGCUGUGAAUGAGGUAGGGGGAGAGGCUGAGUCUAUGGUAGAUAAAGAAAUAAACAGAAUUCUACACCAAAGGCAAGCCCCAGAAUCCAGACAACAGAAGGAAAACCACAACCCUUCCGUUUUGAGAAGGGAGAACUGUGGUUGCCACACUUCCUGCUUUAUGACAGAAUAAAUUUCAGACUUCCAUAGUCAGGAAAUGUAGGCAUCUAGUAAUUUCCCUAGUAGCCCAAUUUCCCCCAAGAUGAGGACAUACUUCUGUGAAAGUUCUAAAAGAGGCCCAGUGGGCUGGGGUGGGAGUAGGGAGCAUAUAGGGAAUAUGGACCCUUUGGUUUUAAAUUCAUUACUGGGGGAUGCAGGGUUUGCUGGAUCCUUGAGAGGGUAGAUAAAUGUGACCUUACUGGGCAGCAGUGGUAUGUGGUUUGUUUUUUUUUUAAGCAAUGGAAAUUUAGUAAACCACCUGAUUAGAGUUUUUGACUUUGCUUCCAAUAUGCAAUGUGGAUCUGUAUAGAUUUCUUACUCAUUCUGCCCCUUAAUUUCUUUACUUAUAAAAUGAGGCAGUAAUACCCUUCUCACAAAAUUCUUGUGUAUAUUAAAUAAAAUGUCCACUAUGUAUCUCAGUGGCAAUAAACAAUAUGGGAAGCACUUUGCGGAAGAUUUGAAGUUGAGAUUUUUAUCCAAGAAGAGCUCUUCAAUUUGCUAAAAGCUGAAAUGUAGGAAAGCCACUUGAUUUCUCAGAAUUUCUGUUCACUCACUUAUAAUAUGGGAAUAAAAAUGCACCCAAGUCAGGAAGAGGUGCUUCAAAAA
Messenger RNA from Ailuropoda melanoleuca (giant panda), 2923 nucleotides. It is a transcript of the gene CLEC5A, whose product is annotated as C-type lectin domain containing 5A. Gene Ontology annotation, biological process: innate immune response. Gene Ontology annotation, molecular function: virus receptor activity. The transcript is spliced from 7 exons. The coding region runs from base 220 to 774 and encodes 184 amino acids. NCBI's taxonomy places the organism in Eukaryota, Metazoa, Chordata, Mammalia, Carnivora, Ursidae. The record is from RefSeq and is a predicted model, not a curated record.